Molecule: messenger RNA, 1194 nt
Organism: Thermochaetoides thermophila DSM 1495
Lineage: Eukaryota; Fungi; Ascomycota; Sordariomycetes; Sordariales; Chaetomiaceae
Exons: 6
Coding region: 1-1194 (397 amino acids)
Biological process (GO): cytoskeleton-dependent cytokinesis
Cellular component (GO): cytosol; septin ring; cell division site
Molecular function (GO): molecular adaptor activity; GTP binding; GTPase activity
Source: RefSeq, a predicted model, not a curated record
AUGUUCACCCAGCAGAAGAUGUUCCGCCGGAAGAAGAAUGUCAAGAAGGGCAUCCAGUUCUGCCUGAUGGUGUGCGGCGCCUCGGGCACUGGCCGGACCACCUUCGUCAACACCCUCUGCGGCCAGACCGUGCUCCCUCACAAGGAGUGUGACGACCCGAAUACCGCCCAUCUCGAGGAAGGCGUCAAGAUCAAGCCUGUUACUGUCGAUUUAGAGCUUGAGGAAGAGGGCACUCGCAUCUCUCUGACCGUCGUCGAUACCCCUGGCUUCGGUGACAACAUCGACAAUGAGGCCUGCUUCGCAGAGAUCGUCGGCUAUCUGGAGAGGCAAUACGAUGAUAUCCUUGCUGAGGAGUCGCGUAUCAAGCGUAAUCCUCGCUUCAGAGACAAUCGUGUGCACGCUCUGCUCUACUUCAUCACUCCCACCGGCCAUGGCCUCCGUGAGCUCGACAUUGAGCUGAUGAAGCGCCUUGCUCCUCGUGUCAAUGUCAUCCCUGUUAUUGGGCGGGCUGACUCUCUCACACCCGCUGAGCUUGCCGAGUCCAAGAAGCUGAUCAUGGAGGAUAUCGAGCACUAUCGGAUCCCCAUCUACAACUUCCCCUAUGACAUCGAGGAGGACGACGAGGACACCGUCGAGGAGAACGCCGAGCUGCGGGGUCUGAUGCCCUUCGCCAUUGUGGGCUCUGAGGAGUUCGUCGAGAUUGGUGGUCGCAAGGUCCGUGCUCGCCAGUACCCGUGGGGUAUUGUCGAGGUUGAAAACCCUCGCCACUCUGACUUCCUCGCCAUCCGCUCUGCUCUUCUGCACAGCCAUCUGGCCGAUCUGAAGGAGAUCACUCACGACUUCCUCUACGAAAACUACCGUACCGAAAAACUUAGCAAGAGUGUCGAGGGUGGUGCUGGAGUUGACGCGUCAAUGAAUCCUGAAGAUCUUGCCACCCAGUCCGUCCGCCUCAAAGAGGAGCAGCUCCGCCGCGAGGAGGAGAAGCUUCGUGAGAUCGAGUCUAAGGUCCAGCGUGAGAUUAACGAGAAGCGCCAGGAGCUUUUGGCUCGUGAGUCUCAGCUGCGUGAGAUCGAGGCGCGGAUGCAGCGUGAAGCCGCUGCGGCGGCGGCGGCGGCAGCCCAGGCCCAGGCGGCUGCUGCGGCAGCGGCUGCCCAGCAGCAAGCCCAGGCGAGCCAAGCUAACGGCGCCGAGUAA